AGAACAACAACACACAGAAGCAUACGCCGAUCCAUCCAGCUGAUAAUUAAGGCAAUCAGAUCAUCCAUGGGAGUGGGGAUGAAGCGCGCGAGAGAGGAGGAGCCGGUGUCGCUGGCGCUAUCGCUCACCACGGAAUCAACGUCGUCGUGCACGACGUCGGCAGACUCAUCAGGUGCGGCACAGAAGAAGAGGGUGCGGCGGGGGCGGGUGGUGGCGACCUCUGGGGAGGGUGAGUUCGUCUGCAAGACGUGCAGCCGCGCCUUCGCGUCGUUCCAGGCGCUCGGCGGGCACCGGACCAGCCACCUCCGCGGCCGCCAUGGGCUCGAGCUCGGCGUCGGCGUCGCAAAAGCCAUCCGGGACAUGAAGCGGAGCGAGGACAAGCAGUCGCAUGAGUGCCACAACUGCGGGCUGGGCUUCGAGACGGGCCAGGCGCUCGGAGGCCACAUGAGGCGGCACCGGGAGGAGAUGGCGCUCACCGGCGUUGGUGCCGACAACAACCAGUGGGAGUGGCGGAGCGUCACGCUGCCAGAUCAGGAAACGCUGGGGCACGCCGCCGACAGGCCGCCUGUCUUACUCGAGCUGUUCGUCUAGUUAGCUAGCUGGAACUGUCUACUUUCUUCAU
Lolium rigidum is the source of this 622-nucleotide messenger RNA. Its product is annotated as zinc finger protein ZAT8-like. The transcript has a single exon. The record is from RefSeq and is a predicted model, not a curated record. The coding region runs from base 67 to 591 and encodes 174 amino acids. Lineage: Eukaryota; Viridiplantae; Streptophyta; Magnoliopsida; Poales; Poaceae.